GUUUUAAAAAAAAAAAUCAACUAAUUUUCAAUUAGUAUUAAUUUCUAUGACUAAUUUAUUCAUUACCAGUUAACAUAAAGAUUUCUUGCCCUGAAUAUAUUUUAAUACAUAUCAUUAGAGAUAAUAUAUAAACCAAUAAACUCACAAAUGCAUCACCUCCCGUAGAGACAGCAAGACUGUUCCUGUGUCCUGUCCUGAUUCUCUCCUCUUAGAUCAAACUUCGAUUCUCUUACAAACAAAAAAGAAAAUAAGAACAAUCUGAGAAAAUGGGUGGUCAUGGAGAAGGAGUGUCUCUUGAAUUCACUCCGACGUGGGUCGUCGCCGGAGUUUGUACGGUAAUCGUCGCGAUUUCUCUGGCGGUGGAGCGUUUGCUUCACCAUUUCGGUACUGUUCUUAAGAAGAAGAAGCAGAAACCUCUUUUCGAAGCUCUUCAAAAGGUUAAAGAAGAGUUGAUGUUGUUAGGGUUCAUAUCGUUGUUCCUGACGGUAACUCAAGGACUAAUCGCCAAGAUCUGUGUGAGAGAGGAUGUGCUAAUGCAUAUGCUUCCAUGUUCAAAACAAGAAGCUGAGUUAAGUAAACACAAAAACGUGACGACAACAGAGCAUUUUCAGUCUUUUUUCCCUAUUGUUGGGACCACUAGGCGUCUACUAGCUGAACAUGCUGCUGCUGCAGCUGGUUACUGUAGUCUUAAGGAUAAAGUACCGUUGCUUUCGCAAGGGGCGUUGCACCAUCUACACAUCUUCAUCUUUGUACUCGCCAUUUCCCAUGUGACCUUCUGUGCUCUUACAGUGGUUUUUGGAAGCACUAGGAUCCACCAAUGGAAGAAGUGGGAAGAUGCGCUUGCAGAUGAGAGUUUUGACCCUGAAGCAGCACCUGAUAAGAAUAGGCUGACUCAUGUACACCAACAUGCUUUUAUUAAAGAGCAUUUUCUCGGUAUUGGCAAAGAUUCAGUCUUCCUCGGAUGGACGCAAUCAUUCUUCAAGCAAUUCUAUGGAUCUGUGACGAAAGCAGAUUACGUGACUCUGCGCCUUGGUUUCAUUAUGACGCAUUGUAAAGGAAAUCCAAAGCUUAACUUCCACAAGUACAUGAUGAGAGCUCUUGAGGAUGAUUUCAAACAUGUUGUUGGUAUUAGUUGGUAUCUUUGGAUCUUCGUGGUCAUCUUCUUGCUUCUUAAUGUUAAUGGAUGGCACACAUAUUUCUGGAUAGCAUUCAUUCCCUUCAUCCUGCUUCUUGCCGUGGGAACAAAGCUGGAGCAUGUGAUAUCACAGUUAGCUCACGAAGUUGCAGAGAAACAUGUAGCAAUUGAAGGAGACUUAGUGGUGAAACCAUCAGAUGAGCAUUUCUGGUUCAGCAAACCUGAGUUUGUUCUCUUCUUGAUUCAUUUCAUCCUCUUCCAGAAUGCUUUCGAGAUUGCCUUCUUCUUUUGGAUUUGGGUUACGUUCGGCUUUGAUUCAUGCAUUAUGGGACAAGUGAGAUACAUUGUUCCUAGAUUGUUGAUUGGAGUCUUCAUUCAAGUGCUUUGCAGUUAUAGUACACUGCCUCUUUACGCCAUUGUCUCACAGAUGGGAAGUAACUACAAGAAAGCCAUCUUUGAGGAGAAUGUGCAGGUUGGUCUUGUUGGUUGGGCACAGAAAGUGAGGAACAAGAGAGCUGGUAAUGGGACCGAAGGUAGCUCUAAGCCUGGUACUAGUCCUGGUGCUGGUGCUGCUUCUGCUGCUACUCCUGGUGCUGGUGCAGGUGCUGGCGCAGGUUUUGCAGGAAUUCAGCUCAGUAGAUUAACAAGAAACAACGCUGGGGAGACGAAACAAAAUGAGAUUACACCUGCUCAUGACAACCGUUGAUUAGAGAUAGAAAACUUUAUCUUCCUUAUUAGUCAGAGUUAGCUUCCAUAUCCUGUUAUGUUGCUGCUAUACAUAGAAGCUACAGUGACUUGAUUUUAUUUUAUUUUGGUUACAAUCUUUUUUUUUUUUGCAUUAGAAUUGGGAACUGAAUCUAUUUGUAUAUACAAAUGAUAUGGAACAUUAUAGCCGUCUGUUGUUCAACGUAGAAUUUCGGAACAGUUAUUUUGGUUUAUGAAAUAUAGGAACC
This is a messenger RNA of Eruca vesicaria subsp. sativa (arugula), 2088 nucleotides long. NCBI's taxonomy places the organism in Eukaryota, Viridiplantae, Streptophyta, Magnoliopsida, Brassicales, Brassicaceae. The record is from the annotation of a GenBank genome assembly.